Messenger RNA from Staurois parvus, 270 nucleotides. The record is from the annotation of a GenBank genome assembly. NCBI's taxonomy places the organism in Eukaryota, Metazoa, Chordata, Amphibia, Anura, Ranidae.
CACAGGAGAUGGCACCUUGCCACCAACUGGCUUAGUACAGUGUAAAUGCUUAUUAUUGUCAUUAAUACAGUGACAGUGUAUAAUUUUGGAACUGAUCACUGUAUUAAUGUUACCGGUGAUGUCAGAUUGCCUUCCUCACUCUUGCAGUCCCAUUAUAAGUCACUGAUCACCGCCAUUAGUAGUAUAAGAAAUAAUUCCAGUAUAUACACCAUAGUUUGUAGGCAUUACAACUUUCACGCAACCAAUCAAUAUACGCUUAUUGGGAUUUUU